This is a messenger RNA of Chenopodium quinoa (quinoa), 1102 nucleotides long. RefSeq lists its product as uncharacterized. The transcript has 4 exons. Lineage: Eukaryota; Viridiplantae; Streptophyta; Magnoliopsida; Caryophyllales; Amaranthaceae. The record is from RefSeq and is a predicted model, not a curated record. The coding region runs from base 65 to 889 and encodes 274 amino acids.
GUCUCAAGAAUGACCAACUAUAGCUCUGGCAAAAUUUUGGCAGAAAUUUCUGCUUCUUCAGAUAAUGGCUUUUAAAGCCAUGGCCAAAACCUCCUUCAACUCACCAAAAUCCACUCUUUCACCCUCAUCUCUCUUCCUUUUUUCCACCCCUUUCUCUCUCCUACCUUCAUCCAAAACCCUCAAUUUUCCCCCAAAAAGAUCACUCAAUCUUCCCUUAAACCCUAACCCCUCAAAAUUCUUCAGAAAUUACAGCACCCCUCCAGGAACAGAGUGUCCUGUUCCAUUAGAUCAACAACCCAUUAAUGAAUACCAAAAUCUAUCAAAUUCCUUCCCUUUUUCAUGGGCAUCAGGCGAUCUUGUUGAAUAUGCUUCUAGAUUGUUUGCCACUGGUCUUUCCUUUGGUCUUCUUGUAGGAUUACCCGUUUCUUGGUUUGGGUCAGUCGGGUUUGAUCAUGACCCGGUUAAAGUGGUUUUGGGUUCGGUUACGAGUGGUUUGUUUGUUGUUACUUUGGCUGUUUUGAGGAUGUAUUUGGGUUGGGCUUAUGUGGGCAAUCGCUUACUCAGUGCCACUGUUGAAUAUGAGGAGACAGGAUGGUAUGAUGGUCAGAUAUGGGUCAAGACUGCUGAGAUUUUGGCACGUGAUCGCCUCUUAGGCUCAUUUCAGGUGAAGCCGGUUCUAAUCAGGUUGAAAAACUCACUGGUUGCACUCGCAAUAUCUUUAUUUAUAAGUGUUGCUCUCUUAAUAAAUUAUGAAGGGAGCCAGAAGGAACUCUGGAAAUUUUCAAAUGAAGCUGGAGAUCGGGUUGUAGCUGGAGUUUACAAUGAUGCUUCUGCUAGAUCAUUUGAGCCUGAUGCUUUCUGUGGUGAACCUGGUCUGGUUGCUGAAUGACUCCGUGUCUGGUAGCCUGUAACACAUAACGUCUGUAUAACAGUAUGUGUAGAGUGUACAUGCCAUAAAGUAUAAUCCUUGUAUAUCAUUCAUCAUAUACUUCUGUAUAGCAUUACUACUCCGUAAUUUACUAUACUCUAAGGUUGGCUAAUUAGCCCCUUUUCUAUCAGAUAUCAAAUGAACAGAUUAUAAAAGGUAGAAUUGUUCCGAUAA